Hippopotamus amphibius kiboko is the source of this 6480-nucleotide messenger RNA. RefSeq names its product dual oxidase 2 (gene DUOX2). Gene Ontology annotation, biological process: response to oxidative stress; defense response; superoxide anion generation. NCBI's taxonomy places the organism in Eukaryota, Metazoa, Chordata, Mammalia, Artiodactyla, Hippopotamidae. Gene Ontology annotation, cellular component: NADPH oxidase complex; plasma membrane. The coding region runs from base 137 to 4777 and encodes 1546 amino acids. The transcript is spliced from 34 exons. The record is from RefSeq and is a predicted model, not a curated record. Gene Ontology annotation, molecular function: calcium ion binding; heme binding; peroxidase activity.
AGGGGUAUGAGAGACUGUAGGUCACAGGCUCCCAGCUCACUAGCUGUGUUCCUUUCCCUGCCUCCUCUAGGAGAAGCAGUUCCUGAGGGGUAGGAGUCAAGGCUUUGUUCAGGACCAGGGAGGCUGGAGGGUCAGCAUGCUCCGCGCAAGGCCGAAGGCACUGGUGCUCCUGGGAGCUCUGCUGACUGUACUCCUGGAUCCAGCGGGCGGCCAGGACUCACCCUCACUGACCUGGGAAGUGCAGCGCUAUGACGGCUGGUUCAACAACUUGAGGCACCACGAGCGUGGCGCUGCCGGCUCCCGACUGCGGCGCCUCGCACCAGCCAAUUACGCGGACGGCGUGUAUCAGGCUCUGGGGGAGCCGCUGCUGCCCAACCCGCGCCAGCUCAGCAACGCAGCCAUGCGGGGCAAAGCCGGGCGGCCAUCCAACCGCAACCGCACCGUGCUGGGGCUCUUCUUCGGCUACCACGUGCUCUCGGACCUGGUGAGCGUGGAAAAUCCUGGCUGCCCAGCCGAGUUCCUCAACAUCCACAUCCCGCCCGGGGACCCCGUGUUCGACCGAGACCGGAGCGGGGACGUGGUGCUGCCCUUCCAGAGGAGCCGCUGGGACCCCGAGACCGGACAGAGCCCCAGCAACCCCCGGGACCCGACCAACGAGGCGACGGGCUGGCUGGACGGCAGCGCCAUCUACGGCUCCUCGCACUCCUGGAGCGACGAGCUGCGGAGCUUCUCCGGCGGGCAGCUGGCGUCGGGGCCCGACCCCUUCUUCCCGCGGGACGCGCAGGAGCCGCUGCUCAUGUGGACGGCGCCCGACCCCGCCACGGGACGGCGCGGGCCCCGGGGGCUGUACGCCUUCGGGGCGGAGCGAGGGAACCGCGAGCCCUUCGUGCAGGCGCUGGGCCUGCUGUGGUUCCGCUACCACAACCUGUGGGCGCAGAGGCUGGCCCGCCAGCACCCGCUCUGGGCGGACGAGCAGCUGUUCCAGCACGCGCGCAAGAGGGUCAUCGCCACCUACCAGAACAUCGCGAUGUACGAGUGGCUGCCCAGCUUCUUGCAGCAAACACCCCCAAAUUACACAGAGUACCGCCCUUUCCUGGACCCCAGCAUCUCUCCGGAGUUCUUAGCAGCCUCUGAGCAGUUCUUCUCCACCAUGGUGCCCCCUGGCGUCUACAUGAGAAACGCCAGCUGUCAUUUCCAGACGAUCCUGAAUGAGGGUUUUGGCAGCUCCCCAGCUCUCAGAGUCUGCAACAGCUACUGGAUGCGGGAGAACCCCAAUCUGAACAGUGCCCAGGCAGUGAAUCAGCUGUUGCUGGGAAUGGCCUCCCAGAUUUCGGAGCUGGAGGACAGGAUAGUGGUUGAAGAUCUGAGGGAUUACUGGCCUGGCCCUGGCAAGUUCUCCCGCACUGACUACGUGGCCAGCAGCGUCCAACGUGGCCGAGAUAUGGGGCUGCCCAGCUACAGCCAAGCCCUACAGGCCUUGGGGCUGAAGACCCCAAAAAACUGGAGUGACCUCAACCCCAACAUGGACCCUCAGGUGCUGGAGGCCACAGCUGCCCUGUACAACCAGGACCUGUCCCGGCUGGAGCUACUCCCCGGGGGGCUCCUGGAGAGUCACGGGGACCCUGGACUCCUCUUCAGCACCAUCGUCCUUGAUCAGUUUGUGCGACUGCGGGAUGGCGACCGCUACUGGUUUGAGAACAGCAGGAACGGGCUAUUCUCCAUGGAGGAAAUUGCAGAAAUCAGAAAUACCACUCUUCGGGAUGUGCUGGUGGCUGUCACCAACGUGAACCCUGCUGCCCUGCAGCCCAAUGUCUUUAUUUGGCAGCAAGGUGCACCCUGCCCUCAGCCCCAGCAGCUCACAACCAAAGACUUGCCCCCCUGUGUGCCCCUGACCGUGAUUCAUUACUUUGAGGGCAGUGGUGCCAGUUUUGGCAUCACCAUCGUGGCUCUGUGCUGUCUUCCGCUAGUGAGCCUGCUUAUCUCUGGGGUGGUGGCCUAUUUCCGGGGCCAAGAGCGCAAGAAGCUACAAAAGAAAGGCAGAGAGAGUGUGAAGAAGGAAGCAGCCGAAGAUGGAGUGUCAGCGAUGGAGUGGCCAGGCCCCAGGGAGAGGAGCUAUCCCGUCACCAUCCAGCUGUUCCCAGACAGGCGUCUGCAGGUCCUGGACAGGCGUCUCUCUGUGCUCCGCACCAUCCAGCUGUGGCCCCUGCUGCAGCGGGUCCACCUCAUCCUGUCCAGCAACCGCAGACGCCGCGCCCUGCUGCUCAAGAUCCCCAAGGAGUAUGACCUGGUGCUGCUGUUUAACUCCGAGGAGGAGCGAGGCACCUUCGUGCAGCAUUUGCAGGGCUUCUGUGUGAGCUGGGCUCUGGGCCUUGAUGUGGCUGAGAUGAGUGAGAACGAGCUGCUCAGGAAGGCUGUGACCAAGCAGCAGCGGGGCCGCAUCCUGGAGGUCUUCUUCAGACACCUUUUUGCCCAGGUGCUGGACAUCGACCAGGCAGAGGCAGGGACCCUGCCCCUGGACUCGUCACAGAAGGUGCGGGAGGCCCUGACAUGUGAGCUGAGCCGGGCCGAGUUUGCUGAGGCCCUGGGCCUCAAGCCCCAGGACAUGUUUGUGGAGUCCAUGUUUUCUCUGGCCGACAAGGACGGCAACGGCUACCUGUCCUUCCGGGAGUUCCUGGACGUCCUGGUGGUCUUCAUGAAAGGCUCCCCAGAGGACAAGUCCCACCUGAUGUUCACCAUGUAUGACCUUGAUGGGAAUGGCUUCCUCUCCAAGGACGAGUUCUUCACCAUGAUGCGGUCCUUCAUUGAGAUUGCCAACAACUGCCUGUCCAAGGCCCAGCUGGCCGAGGUGGUGGAGUCCAUGUUCCGGGAGUCAGGCUUCCAGGACAAGCAGGAACUGACAUGGGAGGACUUCCAUUUCAUGCUACGGGACCAUGACAACGAGCUCCGCCGCACGCAGCUCUGUGUCAGAGGUGGAGGUGGAGGUGUUGGAGACAUUUUUAAACCAAACAUCAGCUCUCGAGUGUCAUUCAUCACUCGGACUUCUGGGGAAUGUUCUCACCCUCAGGGAGUGGGGCUCCCUGCCUCUGAAGCCCCAGAGUUGGGAGGCCCUGGGCUGAAGAAGAGGUUUGGCAAAAAGGCAGUGGUGCCCCCUCCCCGGCUGUACACGGAGGCGCUGAAGGAGAAGAUACAGCGGGGCUUCCUGGCCCAGAAGCUGCAGCAGUACAAGCGCUUCGUGGAGAACUACCGGCGGCACAUUGUGUGCGUGGCUAUCUUCUCAGCCAUCUGUGCCGGACUGUUUGCGGAGCGUGCUUACUACUAUGCCUUUGCCUCACCAUCCUCGGGCAUCGCAGAGACCACCCGCGUGGGCAUCAUCCUGUCGCGGGGCACGGCGGCCAGCGUCUCCUUCAUGUUCUCCUACAUCCUGCUCACCAUGUGCCGCAACCUCAUCACCUUCCUGCGAGAGACCUUCCUCAACCGCUACGUGCCCUUCGACGCCGCCGUGGACUUCCAUCGCUGGAUCGCCAUGGCUGCCGUUGUCCUGGCCAUUUUGCACAGUGCUGGCCACGUGGUGAAUGUCUACAUCUUCGCAGUCAGCCCCCUCAGCCUGCUGGCCUGCAUCUUCCCGAGCGUCUUUGUGAAUGAUGGGUCCAAGCUUCCCCAGAAGUUCUACUGGUGGUUCUUCCAGACAGUCCCAGGUAUGACAGGGGUGCUCCUGCUCCUGGUCCUCGCCAUUAUGUAUGUCUUCGCCUCCCACCACUUCCGGCGCCGCAGCUUCCGGGGUUUCUGGUUGACCCACCAUCUCUACAUCCUGCUCUACGUGCUGCUCAUCAUCCACGGAAGCUUCGCUCUGAUCCAGCUGCCCCGUUUCCACAUCUAUUUCCUGGUCCCAGCACUUAUCUAUGCGGGGGACAAGCUGGUGAGCCUGAGCCGGAAGAAGGUGGAGAUCAGCGUGGUGAAGGCGGAGUUGCUGCCUUCAGGAGUGACCCACCUGGAGUUCCAGCGGCCCCAAGGCUUUGAGUACAAGUCGGGGCAGUGGGUGCGGAUCGCCUGCCUGGCUCUGGGGACCAACGAGUACCACCCCUUCACACUGACUUCAGCGCCCCACGAGGACACGCUUAGCCUGCACAUCCGGGCAGCGGGGCCCUGGACCACCCGCCUCAGGGAGAUCUACUCACCCCCGACGGGCAACGGCUGUGCCAAAUAUCCAAAGCUGUACCUCGAUGGACCAUUUGGAGAGGGCCACCAGGAGUGGCAUAAGUUUGAGGUGUCGGUGCUGGUGGGAGGGGGUAUUGGGGUCACCCCCUUUGCCUCCAUCCUCAAAGACCUGGUCUUCAAGUCAUCCUUGGGCAGCCAAAUGCUCUGUAAAAAGAUCUACUUCAUCUGGGUGACACGGACCCAGCGGCAGUUUGAGUGGCUGGCUGACAUCAUCCGGGAGGUGGAGGAGAAUGACCACCAGGACCUGGUGUCCGUGCACAUCUACAUCACCCAGCUGGCUGAGAAGUUUGACCUCAGGACCACCAUGCUGUACAUCUGUGAGCGGCACUUCCAGAAGGUGCUGAACCGGAGUCUGUUCACGGGCUUGCGCUCCAUCACCCACUUUGGCCGACCCCCCUUCGAGCCCUUCUUCAAUUCCCUGCAGGAGGUUCACCCAAAGGUGCGGAAGAUUGGGGUGUUCAGUUGUGGCCCUCCAGGAAUGACCAAGAACGUAGAGAAGGCCUGUCAGCUCAUCAACAGGAAGGACCAGGCCCACUUUGUGCACCACUACGAGAACUUCUGAGCCCGCCCUCCCCGCUUCCUGAUUCCUCCAGGGACCAGCCCCGUCCGCAGCUUCCGUCAGAAUUCACCUCAGGCCUCAGCUGGAGAGCUGGAAGAGCCUCUCCCUCAUUGCCCCAUCUGUCCUAGGCUCUGAGAAGAUACAGGAGACUCUUCUAGCUCAAGCCACAGCAGGCCGUGGCAGACAAAGUGGGGAGGGGACAGUCCCUGCCUUGUGACAACUGUGGACGUGAAGAGAUACAACCACAUUUUCCUCUGAUAGGUCCCCAUGUCUGUUUUCCUUCCAGAAAAUCAAUGUAUUGCUUUGGUAUUUUCUUGGGCUAGGCAUUUGAGGGAAGACAGGGUGGGGAUAUCUGGUGUGAAGAGAGGGCUGAGAGUGAGAAUCUCCUCAGAGCCCAGCUUAGAAGCUGCGAUGCUAAACCUGGACAGCCCAACUGCAUCAGUUCAGUCUCUGAGGCCUUUUCCCUCCGGCUCUACUCCCAACCCCCACCCCUUCCUGCUCCUAGAGGAUCAGGAACCCUGAGGAGCAACCAGCAAUGCCUGCCUCCCUUACCUCUUGGCAGGCCCCUCUCUUAGGCUGCUGGAGCAGCCCUCAGCUCUGGUCCAAGGGAGUCCAGCCUCUCCGCCAGUCUUCCAGAGACCCCUCAGCUCCCCACCUCCACAGGAGCUGGGUGACCAACUGUCCCAAUUUGCCCAGGACUCUCCCAGUCUUGGCACCAGAAGUCUCUCGUCCUAGGAAACCCCUCAGUUCCAGGCAAAUCAUGACAGUUGGUCACCUUCCACAGGAGGCAAUCUGGGACAUCACCGCCAUACUCUUUAAGACCCUUUCUUUUCCUUCUUCAACUGGCUCUUUCCUCAAAAGCUAAACUUUAAUUUUUAAAAAAUUAAGUAUAAUUUGCAUACAGUAAAGUGUACACAAAUCUUUUUUUAAUAUGUGAUUUAACAAUGAGCUCCUUUAUUUUUUUUUAUUAUUUUUUUAAAAUUUAUUUUAUUGGCUGUGUUGGGUCUUUUUGCUGUGCGUGGGCUUUCUCUAGUUGCAGAGAGCGGGGCCUACUCUUCGUUGUGGUGCACGGGCUCCUCAUUGCCAUGGCUUCUCUUGUUGUGGAGCAUGGGCUCUAGAUGCGUGGGCUUCAGUAGUUGCAGCACAUGGGCUCAAUAGUUGUGGCUCACGGGCUCUAAAGCGCAGGCUCAGUAGUUGUGGCGCACGGGCUUAGUCGCUUCACAGCAUGCGGGAUCUUCCUGGAGCAGGGAUCAAACCUGUGUCCCCUGCACUGGCAGGCAGAUUCUCAACCACUGCGCCACCUAGGAAGCCCCAAGUGUACACAAAUCUUAAAGUUGCCAUGUACUACACAUGUUCCUACUACCCAAGUCAAGGUACAGAACAUUUCUAUUACCCCAGAAACUUCCCUUGUACCCCUUCUGGUCAGCCUUCCUCAACCCUUAGAAGAAAUGACUGAUGCGAUUUUUUUUUUAUUAUCACUCCAUAUUCAUUUGGUCAUACUGAAUGUACUCUUUUGAAACUGGUUUCUUUUACUGAGCACAGUGUCUCUGUGAUUCAUCCAUGUUGUUGUGUAUAUCAGUAGUUUGUUCCUUUUUAUUGCUGUCAUAUUCCAUUGUAGAGAUACACCGCAGUCUGUUUAUUGAGACUUCUGUUAAUAGACAUUUAGACUGUUUCUAGUUUUGGUAAUUGUGAAUAAAGCUGCUAUG